GUAAUGCAUCUCGUGUUCCUCGAUUGUCUGUCGUCUCGGCUGUCCUGCAAGUUACUUUCUUCUCUGCAAAGAUUCUCUUUAGUAGUGUUGCACUUGUGCUGUUCUGACUAAACUCCUGUCCGGAACUGGGUGCAUUUGGAUGUUUAUGUUUACUUUGUAUGUUUGUGUUUACUUUGCAUGUUUGUGUUUACUUUUCAUGUUUGUGUUUUACUCGCUACGGUCUAAUAGUUCUACCCAGCCUUGUCCUUCACAAUGGGGUGGACCAUCGCAGUUUCGGGUCGUAACCUUAGUCAGAUGAUAUAUUUAGCUGUACUUGUUUGUUUUCCUGUCCUUCCGUGAUGUCCAUGUUUUGUUGUUGUUCUUAGGCGCUAACAGCAUGCUUCUUAGGAGUGUGAGCAUGCGCUUUACAAAUUUUGUAUUUAUUAUUAUUUAUUAUUAUAUGCAAGUACGUACCGGUGCCAGCAAAAGUCUUGAACUGGGGACAUCUGAACACUGGAACACUGGGGACACUGGAAGACACCUUACUGAGGGUGUCGGGACGAAUAGACUGUUUCCAGAGUAAAUUAUAAACUCUAGCUCUAGCUGAUUCUGUCUAAACAAAUACAAAUCACCGUUGCGGUAUCGCUGCAGGAGGCCCAACGCACAGAUUAAGAGUUUUUAGUUAUUAGCGGGGACAGGCGCUGGAUCCACCUCGUGCCGCACGGUAUAUUAGGUUACACUAAGUGCUGGGGUAGAUAGGACUUGACGGCUGGCUGGAGAGAUUGAAUGGAUGACAUUUACAGUACACGGCGCAAUCACGAGGGACUAUCUACACAUUUAUUUAUACAUACUUCUUUAUUUAGAUUGUAGGGCAAAGUAGUAGGAGGCAAUUAUGUCAAGUCCCGCAAAUUCUGCCUUUCCCCAGACUGCAAGCGCUUCCUGUGUUAGCUAGAAACCAAGGUUGCACUGGCUAGUGAGCAAGAUUACUAACAGCAUCCCAGCAUCGCUCGACACUUUUCUUGUCCAGUGGGUCCACCUACGUCACGGAUUGGAGUCCGUUUGUUUUCUUUUUUCUUUCACGAAGGAGUCCGCAAACAUGGCGGCAUUCAUGCGCCGUCCGAAGUUGUGUUUUAGACACGGUUGUCAGUAAAUGAUUCCUCUGUAACCUGAAAUUUGAUGGAGCAUGAUUCAGAAAGAUUGCACCGUGGCCUCCCUGACCCUUUCGGGGGGCCGUGUGCAGGGCUGUCUUCUGCUGGUCCUGAUCGUCGUGCUGUGGCCUUCCAGUGUCGAGCCCAAGAAGCUUUUCGUGGAUGGCAUCGACACCAGCCUGCUGCAGUUGAAGGAAGUGCUGCACCUAGUAAUGGAAGACGGCAAGUUGUACAACGACUCUCCCAACUUCACCUGGAUCAUCAAGAACAGCAGCUGCCACAAACCACCUAGAGACGAGGCUAUAGAGAAGUACUGUCCCUCGGUGGCGGAGCUGACGGUGGACUUCAACCGCCAGCCUGUCUUCAUCCUGCAGACACGCUGCAAUGAAUGUGGCCCCCAUUGCAAGGAUAGAAACCCCAGACGCAACUCGACGACGGGCCUGUGCCGGGCGCACAGCCAGUACCGCCGCGUGAAGAUCAAAGGGCGCGGCGUCAUGUUCCAGAAAUUCAAGCUCGGGUGCUACUGCGACUACACCAAGCACAACUACAACAACUAGGCGUGACGCAGAGGCUUUGUGUGGCGACAUUCGUUCUGUCCUGGGCGCCGCGUCACUCUACGUCACGUCAUGUCAUGACACACACCCUCUCACGUGAUCAGUCGAGUGGCGGACACAGUGCGAGUGCGCGUGCGCAAGGUGUUACAGGCGGCGGCUCCCUUACACUUUGAGGCGGCCCUAUGGCAGGCAAUUGUAGCUUUUUUUGUUUUCUCCCGUCUGACGCUUGUAAGUGAGCGCUUCCUACUCCACCCUUGUCUCCCUGCCCAACCACACCCCUUACCAGGAAGAACGCGUGCACCCUGAACACUCUGCCACACUGAGGUGGCCGAACACUCCCACACUUGGUAAGAAAUGAACCCCUUACCCUUCGCCUGCAGAGGACUCUCCUUCCGUGGAACUAGGGAGGAACACGAGCUGGGUGUGUACAGUGUCGAGGGCAGGACUGAAUGUCAGGAUAUAGGAUCAAAGGUCACUGCACGGAUGCUAGAUGCCUGACAGACACCAAAAGACUGGAUGUGGAGAACAAGAGGCUGAAACUCAGACACUCGAGGUUAAGAGGAGAGACGGAGAAGUACAGAUGUUACACAGGAGAGUAGAUGAGAGAAGAGUAGAUGAUUGUGAGUUUCGGAUGAUUAAAAGUUAGAUAGCGGCGAUGAAGAGUCCGUGAUAGACGCUGGUAAUAAUUACACGACGCUAAUCAGGAAGGUAGAUAUCGGUGCUAAUAAAGAGACUAGAUGUUGCAAACAGUGAUAAUCAGGAGACUAGACAUUUGACAGUGAUAAUCAAGAGAGUAGAUGUUAGUGGCAAGUAGGAGACAGUGAAAGUCUCACGGUAGAUAUUUUGGUUCUUUGCCGAUUACAGUUUGGCAAACGUUGAUACAAAUGACUGCAAAACUUCUUGCUCACUGUCUCCGGUUCUUCUUUUCAUGUUCGUAAGUUUUCUUGUAGGCUUCAAGCUUGCGACUUCGGCUGUACACGUGUACAGCGCCACCCUUUCUUCGGGAAUUCCCGUUACGCUACCCGGGUAGCAAGCAGUUUCUCUGACCAGUUAACGUUAACCCCUGAUCCCUAUUCCACUGUGCUCAGUUUAUCUGGCGAGUAACAUCGCCACAUCGUGCAUGACAGGGACGAAGCAAAUGUCGUCUGUGCGCACGAGUCACGUGAUACAGACUGUCCGCUUCCGCUGGUCGAAGAUCACGCAUGCGCAGCAGUCCUGGCAAUUCUGUCGCUGCUACUCCGAUCACCACAGAGGUUGAAAAGAGGAGAAACCACCUCAGAGCUGAAGCAUAUUUCUUCGAAACAGCUGAAACAGUACUCCACCCACAGUCGACCAGGGGCGAGAGGAAAAGAGUCGCCAUUAUGAAACGCCCGAAAAUGUUGAUAGACACCGUGGACGCUGAACAAAGGCCGAGCAUUUGUAUGAUGUACAUUACACUCGGUGCAAAAUUGUAAAGAUGGUCACGCUGGAGUGGCACAUCGUUGUGCUAAGUUUUUUUUUAAUUUUUUUUGUUGUUUUGUCAUGAACAUUACAUACAUGAUGUCUGCGAAAAACAGGGUGUCACGUGACUCGCAGAAGAAAUGGCCACGUGCCACGUGCAGUACAAGGCUGUAUUUCUUGCAGGCUGAGGUGUAGAUGCUGGUUUUGUGCUAGAGUGAUUGCAAGAGGGCGCUGGAGUGUAGGUCGAGGUUGCAUCCCGCGGGUCAGAUUCAAAAGUCUGAAAUGCGGUGCUGCAGGUCGUGCCCGCCGGGUGGCAUCCGUAACUGCUCCUAUGUGGGUUAUAGGGGUGCGACUGAAUUCGAGCGCGGGCUGUGUGCGCCCGCGCGUGAGUGCGUAUUCAUGAGUGACUGCAGUGUAUGUGUGCUUGCUUUGUGCAUCCGGAAGAGAGUGCAUGUGGGUGGAGUGUGUACGCGCGAGAGAGUGCAUGUGGGUGUGUUUGUGUGUGUGUGUGUGUGAGAGAGAGUGAAUGGGGUAUGUGGGAAAAGUAGCGUGUCUGCGUAUUAGCGCCUUUGUGCUUGUAAGCAAGUUUGAGUGGAUAUGUGGAUAUUUAUAUAUAUAUACGUGUGUGCACAUGUGAAGAUUUGCAAAUGGCAAUGUCAGUUCAAACAGAAAACUGUUAAUAUUCGUGUACAUAAAAAUAUCGUGACUUUU
Molecule: messenger RNA, 3832 nt
Organism: Pomacea canaliculata
Lineage: Eukaryota; Metazoa; Mollusca; Gastropoda; Architaenioglossa; Ampullariidae
Exons: 3
Coding region: 1163-1684 (173 amino acids)
Source: RefSeq, a predicted model, not a curated record